Molecule: messenger RNA, 5549 nt
Organism: Dromiciops gliroides (monito del monte)
Lineage: Eukaryota; Metazoa; Chordata; Mammalia; Microbiotheria; Microbiotheriidae
Gene: TRAK1
Product: trafficking kinesin protein 1
Biological process (GO): neurogenesis; anterograde axonal transport of mitochondrion; endosome to lysosome transport
Cellular component (GO): dendrite
Molecular function (GO): GABA receptor binding
Source: RefSeq, a predicted model, not a curated record
CUCCAAGAGCUGCUGUGUCCAGAAGACUUAGAUUUGAAACCCCCACCUCCUGGCACUGGUCCCCCCAUGGCAGUUUGUAUAUCCCAGUGAAACCUGCCAAGCUGGACGCCACAGCUUUGCCCACCGACAUCUUGGCCACCACUGUGCCCCUUCCUGAGACUUGCGAUCAUGCGGUCUUAGCCUGUAGCCCGGGCAUUCACGAAGAACACUAUGUAAGUGAAGCCUUGGAAGAUGUGUCAGAUUGCAGGAAAUACCGAGAUGCCUGCACCAUUACUGAUGUGUGCAAUAGUACUGAUCUUCCUGAGGUUGAAAUCAUCAGUCUACUGGAGGAACAACUGCCCCAUUACAAGCUAAGAGCAGAUACAAUCUAUGGUUAUGACCACGACGACUGGCUCCAUACUCCGCUCAUUUCUCCUGAUGCUAAUAUCGACCUAACAACUGAGCAGAUAGAAGAGACGCUGAAGUAUUUUCUUUUAUGUGCUGAGAGAGUGGGCCAGAUGACUAAAACAUACAAUGACAUAGAUGCUGUGACACGUCUUCUUGAGGAGAAAGAGCGGGAUUUAGAAUUAGCUGCUCGGAUCGGCCAGUCGUUGUUGAAGAAGAACAAAACUUUGACGGAGAGAAAUGAACUACUUGAGGAGCAAGUAGAUCAUAUCAGGGAAGAGGUGUCUCAGCUGCGUCAUGAAUUGUCUAUGAAGGAUGAACUGCUUCAAUUCUACACCAGUGCUGCUGAGGAGAGUGAGCCCGAGUCUGUUUGCUCAACUCCGUUGAAGAGGAACGAAUCUUCAUCCUCUGUCCAGAAUUAUUUUCAUCUGGAUUCUCUUCAAAAGAAACUAAAAGACCUUGAAGAAGAGAAUGUUGUACUUAGAUCAGAGGCCUGUCAGUUGAAGACUGAAACAAUCACUUAUGAGGAAAAGGAACAACAGCUUGUUAAUGAUUGUGUCAAAGAGCUGAGGGAUGCCAAUGUUCAGAUCGCCAGCAUCUCAGAAGAGUUGGCCAAGAAGACUGAGGACGCGUCCCGGCAACAAGAAGAGAUCACCCACCUUCUCUCUCAAAUAGUUGACCUGCAGAAGAAGGCCAAGGCCUGUGCUGUUGAAAAUGAAGAGCUUGUCCAACACUUGGGGGCCGCCAAAGAUGCCCAGAGACAACUUACAGCUGAGCUUCGGGAGCUGGAAGACAAGUAUGCAGAGUGCAUGGAAAUGCUUCAUGAGGCGCAGGAAGAGCUGAAAAAUCUCCGCAAUAAAUCCAUGCCAAACACCAUUUCCCGACGUUACCACUCCCUGGGCCUCUUUCCCAUGGACUCCUUGGCUGCUGAGAUAGAAGGAUCGAUGAGAAAGGAGCUACAAAUGGAAGAACCUGAGUCUCCUGACAUAACCCAUCAGAAGCGCGUCUUUGAGGCUGUGAGGAAUAUGAAUCAAGUGGUCAGGCAGCGGUCCCUGACCCCAUCGCCCAUGAACAUCCCAGGCUCCAACCAGUCCUCAGCCAUGAACUCCAUCAUCUCCAGCUGUGUCAGCACACCAAGGUCCAGUCUCUAUGGGGGUGACAUCACCAACAUCGUGAUUGACAAUAAGACCAACAGCAUCAUCCUGGAAACAGAGUCAUCAGACAUGGGAAAUGAGGACAAGAAUAAGAAGCCUGGGACUCCAGGGACUCCUGGCUCCCAUGACCUGGAGAUAGCCCUUCGACGACUGUCACUUCGAAGGGAGAAUUACCUUUCGGAAAGAAGGUUCUUUGAGGAAGAGCAGGAGAGGAAGCUACGGGAAUUGGCCGAGAAGGGAGAGUUUCACAGUGGCUCCCUUACCCCGACCGAAAGCAUCAUGUCCCUUGGCACGCACUCGAGAUUCUCGGAGUUCACCGGAUUUUCUGGCAUGUGUUCAGCCAGCCGCUCCUACCUGCCAGAGAAACUCCAGAUUGUGAAACCCUUGGAAGGUUCUGCUACACUUCACCACUGGCAACAGUGGCCCAGCCUCACCUGGGGGCAUCCUGGACCCCCGCCCGGUGUUGUCACUAAGGGCUUCCGGACCCUGGACGUUGACCUGGAUGAAGUGUACUGCCCUACCGAUUUUGCGGAAGAUGAGACAGGUGACAUUUCAUACAAGGGCCUUGCUACCUCCAUGCCAGUUCAGCACUCAGAGACCUCAGCACAUCAUCCUGGGAAGUGUAUGUCACAGACCAACUCCACUUUCACCUUUACCACAUGCCGCAUCCUCCAUCCCUCCGAUGAGCUCACAAGGGUCACGCCAAGCCUUAACUCAGCACCGACUCCAGCUUGUGGCAAUUCUAGCAACUUGAAGUCCACCCCAGUGGGCACACCAUGCCACUCCCGGCGACUGAGUCUGGCCGAGUCUUUCACCACUCGGGAAUCCACCCCCACAAUGAGCACAUCCCUUGGGCUGGUGUGGCUGCUGAAAGAGAGGGGCAUUUCAGCAGCCGUGUACAAUCCCCAAAGCUGGGACCGAGCUGGCAAGGGCACUUUCUUGAACCCAUAUUCCCCGAAAAUGGCGGUGAUCCCUUCAACCCCUCCAAACUCACCUAUGCAGACACCACUGUCUUCCCCACCAUCUUUUGACUUCAAAUGUACCAGUCCCCCUUAUGACAACUUUUUGGCCUCCAAACCAGCCAGCUCCAUCCUGAAAGAGGUGAGGGAGAAAAAGAACAUUAGGAACAGUGAGAGCCAGACAGAGGUGUCUGUCUCCAACCUCAAUCUUGUGGACAAAGUCAAGCGGUUCGGCAUAGCCAAGGUAGUGAACUCAGGGCGUACCCAUGCCCCCGCUUUGACGGAAGAUCAGGGACCUCUUCUCUGCGGGGCCCAGGGGCCAACAAGGGCCAUUGUACCUGAGGGCCUUCCCCUCGGCUGCCCAGUUGUCACCAGUGCCAUUGGAGGCCUUCAACUGAACACUGGGAUUCGAAGGAACCGCAGCUUCCCCACCAUGGUGGGGUCCAGCAUGCAGAUGAAAGCCCCUGUGACUCUUACUUCCGGCAUCCUGAUGGGUGCCAAGCUUCCAAAACAGACAAGCUUGCGAUGAGAGGAACUUGGUUCCUUUUUUUUUUUUUUAAGAAAACAAAAGAAAACAAAACAAAAACCCAAUAUUUUCCUUUAACCUCCCAGUCCUCUGACCUUUCUCACUCUGUUCUCCAUCACCCCCACCCCCAAUCUCUCUCUGCCUCUGUCUCUCUGUCCCUCUCUCUGUCUCUCUCUCAGCCCCUCCUGAGUAGACAAAUCAACCUUGUGCCUAAUGGGAGAAGAGUGUAAACUUUGUAUAGUAUGUAAAUAUUUAUCAGAGACCUUGUAUCUAAUUUUAUUACUCUUCAGAUAUCAUAAGAAAUGGCCCAACGCUGCAAUUGCUGUAUUAAGGAUUUAACUUGCUGACCUCUGACAGGUCUUUUUAAAUUUUUUUCUUUCCUUUAAAGAUGCACUGAAAAUAGAAACCAGUUAUCCUGUGGAUGGGGGGGAAGUCAAUCCUUUGGCUUGCUGACUGUGGUUGUAGGCAUGGUGUAGUAAGGAUGGAAGGCUUGCCAGAUGACACAGUGACACCGAUCACUGUGUGUCUUCAUUCUGGGUGGACUAACAUUUGAUCUCCUGGAUGAACAUAUCAUGAGCCUGGUCCUUUACUAUAUACAAAACAAAGCAGCCAACUUCAUAUUUGUGUUGGGACAUCCUGAUUUUUUUUUUUUGCUUCUGCCAGUGGUCCAGUUUUUUCAGAGCCCAUGGCUCCUCUACCUGGAUGAAAGGUUGUGUCAUUCUGGAAGGAAUGUUUGUGAUUUUCCCUUAUGCAGUAAAACUUGAAAGUCCCAUUUCUGUAAUCCACACGUUGGCCAAAAGUCUGGAAAGAAUGAGAAUGUAUGGAUUUUUUAAUUAAAAAAAUCACACUAUUUUCCUUUAAACACAUUUUGCAAAAUGCAGUCAAGUCAUGGUGCUGACUGAGCAUCCAAUUCCACAUGCUCUCGUGGCACUGAAAUAUACAACAUCACAAGGUUAUUUUCAUUUUGCUCAGGGAAAAUGGCAACUAACUGGUUUCUGGGAACCACAGCCUCUAAAGACAAAAUAGUCUAAUGAUCUGAGGCCAAGAUCCUUUCUUAAAUCAGAGGGCCUAAAGGUGGAAACGUGGGGGGGUUCUGGAGAAAGUGUAUUAGCAGAGAAGACCCACAGCAAAGCAAACUGAGUCACAGCACAAUGGUGUUGGAAGGAAGAUGAGGCUAUAGAAUUUUGAUUGAGUUUCAUUUGCAGAGAAUCAGACUAUUUCAAAAAGCGGGAGCUGCGGGAUUUUCAUAUUUAAUCCAUAUCUUGCCUUUUCCACAGUAGCCACUUUUGAAAUCCAAACACUUGAGCAGCUCCAAGGUGCGACCACUUAAUGCCCAUGUAUUUUCCCCCUCUUUUCAAUAGAGGGAAUCGUAUCAAUGUGAUUUUUCUAGCCCUACUGGGCUGUUUUUUUUUUUCCAUUUUCUGUUUAUCUUUGUGUCUUGUGCUUGGAAUAAAGAUGGAGUCGCUUUUGGAAAGAAUGAAAAAUGAACAAACGGUAGGUUCUGCCGAGUGUUACAAAUGUGGAGUCACUGGGAGAGUAGUGGGCUUAUUUAUAAACAAACAUGCACAUGUACACACACAGGAGUAAAUAAUUAAGGUUAAAGUUAAAAGUAUCUUCAAGAUAUAUUUCAGAAACACAAACCAAAAAUUCUGCUGUUAACUUGAGGAAUCUUAGUAUUAUAUGUCCAGACAUAGCAACAAGAGUAUAUUGUAAUAUAAUCAAUCUAGGUAAGUAAUGCCUACAAACAUUUCCAUUGACUAUUGACUCCCUAUUGUGUGUAUGUCUCUGUACAUAAGUUUAUCUAUUUUUUAAAACAUUGUCUAGACCCGUUUCUUUGUCUUCACACCAACUUGUAUUUCUAUAAAAUGUUUCCAUCCAAGAAGAUUUAUUUAUUCUAUAAUCGGUUACCAAACUUUACGUCACAGCAUCGUCGCGUUUCUUCUAGCCUCUUACUUGAGAAUUAGUACUGAUGAUCUUUCGCAUAAAUGAUGGCAUCAUCUUUGCCCCCUCUGAUAGAAAGAGUUGUCCGUCCCUGAAAGGGAAAGAGUCCACAUAGUGUUAUAUGGACAUUUAGGUGCUUUGAGAGAAAGCAUACAAGCAAAGUGCGGCUCAUGUUUUCAAACUCCUAUUUAUUCUCCUAAACCUAAGACAUUUUAGUAAAAGUGUGUCCUCAGCUCGAUUAUUCUGUUGUAAGAUGUGUGCACUUAUCUGCAGAUAACUUAACUAUCUUUUUUUAUUAUUUGAAUGUAUCUUAAACCCUGUAGCUAGAUAGGAUAACAACAGGAAAAACACAGAUGAAUGGGACCAUUUUAUGUACCCAGAGCGAAUAACCAACCAUACAUUACAUGAGCCGAUAUUAAAAAUGUAAUAGCAAAUCAUUCACUUUGGAGGCAUAACAGACUUUAGCCUACAGAAUCAAUGGUAGACAUUGGACACCCACUCCCGGAAGGUGCAUUGUAAAAUGCAUCAAAUGCUACAAUAAAAUUUUCUUAUCUAAUGAGUAUCAAUAAAAUAAGCUUGAGUGAU